AUGCCAACCAACUCUUAUGAGUGUCUUUCCCAACUUGUGGAUACAUUCAAACAGACAGACGAAUGUCUGCAUACCAAGGGUACACAUUUUGCCCUCACAAUACUGAAAAUGGAGUUGGAUUUGCAUAAGCGUGGCGGGGUCUCCGACGAUGUCUACUUAAAACUCUGCGGAAACAACGUUCGUGUCACUUCCUAUCGCCUCCAUGAUGUUGACGUGCCUCCAAUCCUGGCGGCCAUCUGCAGUGUGCCAAUCAUUACGAUGCUCGAUCUACGCUACAACCGCCUCACCGAUGAGGGUGCUGUUACCAUUGGCUCAUUUCUGAAGGUUAUUGUGGACAAAGCAACUACGUCGAAGGAACCGGGAGAGUACUCCUGGGCCCCGGAUGAGAACUCUGUCAAUCGAUUUAUCGAUUUGGCGCCGGCAUCUCCAGACUGA
Messenger RNA from Dibothriocephalus latus, 435 nucleotides. The record is from the annotation of a GenBank genome assembly. NCBI's taxonomy places the organism in Eukaryota, Metazoa, Platyhelminthes, Cestoda, Diphyllobothriidea, Diphyllobothriidae.